ACAAGAAGAAAAGGGUUAACGGAAGUAUUUGUUCCUUUUUUUCUAGCAACGUUUUGGAUUGUUCCAAGUACAUAUAUAUGGUGUACAUGUAUAUGGUGUACAUGUAUACGGUGUACAUGUAUAUGGUGUACACAAAUUGAAAACAGAUAUUGAAAUAUAUUUUUUUUUGUUAGUUGUUACUAAAGAAGGGAAAUUAUUGAAUCGCUAUUAAACAGGAAUAAAUUACAAAUACUGUGAUCAAACAUUCUACAAAUUACGAUCAUCGCAGAAACAUGGCAUACCUCAAGUGCUGUCAAAAGGGAAUAUAUUCAUCGUAAACAUAAUAUGUUGUAUUUAUUUCUUAAUUAGGCCUAUUACUUGGUCAUUGAAACGCACACUCUUUCAACCAGUGUGAUUUCGAAGUGUUCAAUUGAAUUCUCUAUACGUCAAAUAAAAGAGUUAUUGGUUUAGUGGAUGAGCCUAAAUUGCUUUGGAAAAUGGCUACUACUGCUCGGGAGUAUUUCGGUGGAAAGGCAAACAUUUGGUUGUGAAAAAAGGAAUAGUAAUGAAAACAUAUAAAUAUUGGUAGAGGACUUGAAUUCAUUUCUGACUGAAUAGGAUAUCAAACGAAAGCGAAUGUUAAACGUAAUCCUAUCUCAUGGUUUUUCCCAGAGCACACCGUGGUAUUGAUGCAUAUAAUAGUUCAUACAAUUUAAAAUAAAUACCCUUGAAUGUUUCUGAAUUUACAGAAGUGUUGACUUUUGAUCAGACAACUCUUGUUAUUCUUGAAGUUGGAUAUGGUCAAGAAAAUUCCAGGACUUACCAUAGAAUGAGUGGUUAAUUACGCACAUGUAGGAAGAGAAGGUCUUUGUGACGGACAUUAUAAACUGAAUUCAGAAUUCUAUGUAAAGAUACUUUGAAAAUGACAAUAACGUGUCGCUAUAUAACGUUUAAACGUACAUGCCGUGAAGCUAAAAGACGAUGUGUUAAAGACGCGAAUUGAAGUAAAUACCGGAAGCCAGAGAGCGAGGUUGGAAAUAAAAAGUUUAGAAUCUGCCCCGAAAGUGAUUGCAGCCGGAUAUGACGCGGUUUGGGUAUCCCUCGACGGUAACGCAGAGUCCGAGGGACGCGGCCAGCUCUAGGUGCAGCCUCUGGUCCGGCCGACCGGAAAUGGCGCGGUUCGGAUAUUCGCCGACCAUAGUGCAGAGAGACACAGCAAGCUCCAGGUGCCCGACCGGAAGUAGCAGGAACAGUAUCAAGACGGCCGUCACUCCGAGGCGUCCGGAGAGGGAGCGGCGUGGACAGAUCAAGGGCUGGGACAACGAGCUUCGACCCGACGAUGGCAUUACGAUAUGGAUGAAAAGACAAAAGUUGAUGGAAUCCAAAAGAGAGCAAGGUUGCGGGCUGGGACAAGCCAGUGUGGGUACGAAGAAGCACCCCGCCUUGCUGGACACAGAACAUCAUAUUCCCAUCACCCACAGAUGUCCUAAUAUAGAUGACCUUGACAUUUUCAUGAAGGACAGUCUCCAUAAUGUUUUUAGUCAUACGUCCAAGAAAACUACAGAACCCGCAAACUCUGAAUCUAAUGGUAACAAUGUGGCAUUGAAGUACACAAAAAACUCAAAGUUUGGCAUUGUAACACCUGCAGGUUUCGUUGAGAAGACAGAAAAUAAGCAUGAAGAGAUCGGUCCAGACAUUGACUCGUACAGACAUAGUAAACUGGUGCACGGAGGAGCGAUAAGCGAGAGUAAAAGUCUUCAAGAUUUACAAACUAAAGAACAGCUCGAGAGAAGUAAUAGUUAUUUAAAAUUCAAACGGUUCUUAAAGUUUUCCAAGAAGGAGAGGAUAUCAGGUAAAAAUGGUGAUGAAGAAGACGAAGGUUAUUGCUCAAAAACGUCAAGUGCUGAACAUAAAACGGGUUCUGAAAGUGAUGGUGAAGAUAGUGGAGCAAAUGUAGGUAAUCUUGACAAAAGUAGAAUGUUUUCUAGUAUGGUAGAUUUAACCGAUCUUCCAUCCAAUGCGAAAGACGGAGAUCUGACAGCUAGAAGCCAAGGAAGUAAAAGUUUCCGGUUUAAUGAUUUGUUGUCUGCUAGCAAAGCCAAAUUUUCAUAUACGCACCAAGCUCCCUCCGUCUGCCAAUUACCCGGACCCGGCGUGUCAUAUAACCUUAGAGUAGAAAAUAGAAAACAUGAACAAGAUGACAACAGUUGGUCAUAUGCUAAACUUAAAAGAAACAAAGAACUCAAUAGGUGCUAUAACGCGGAGUCAAUGCCACAUCAACAGGAACAGAGUACGGUGUACAAUAUUGACAACAUGAAGCCGAUGGCAUUAGUGCUCAGAAAAAUCAGCAUCCAGAAUGCUGAAGAGAACUACCCUUCAAUUUAUCACACAGAAAUGCAACCUACUUGUAUUAAAGCUCAACCCGCUGAUGUACGCCAUCCUUCCAGAAACAGUAGCCAUAAUAACUCCAGUCGAACUGGAUCUCGUGCUGAAUCUUCCAUGUCGCAGGAACGCUCAAGUCCGACACGAGCAGAAUCUGCGUUGUCACGCGUGUCAUCACCGCGUGCACAGUCACGAGUGUCUAGUCCUACGAAGCGAAAUUAUGGCUCAACUAUUACUGAAAGUCACCAGCAUGCCUCUGGUAAUUAUCAAAAAAGAAGUCCAGUGAGAGACGUCCGUGUGGUCAAUGAAAACAAUCAAAAAGAAGGUAUGUGGUCACCGGAGGUCUCCUAUAUUGACAAAAACUCGGCUAGCUACUCGUUCGGUGAUCUUUUACCCGCAAUGGAGAAGAACAUUUAUACAAAGCUCGCUGCCGAGCCGAAGUUUGUUCGUUCCGAGGAAGAGCGCACCCAGAAUGAGUAUACGACCACGGAGCUGAUAGACAUGAACUGUAAGCCAGCAGAUGAUGGCUACAUCUUGCUGAAGAAGGGGCUGGAUUUACUGACCAACGUUGGACAUGAAAAGAUAGAACGUACGCAUGAGGAUUACUGGAUAUAUCGAAGAAAUGAAGAUUUUGGUCUAAGGACACAGCCAACCCUCGGUCCCCCAGCCUUCCGCCCUAACCAGUCUCGCCACCCACUCAUGCGCAGUCUCACUGUUGUUGUGGGCAACAGCAGACAGGAGUCCACACCAAGAGACCGCUCGCCGACGUCUAGCAGGGCAAGACCGGCGCGGACAUCAUCAAUCAAGGGGUCUCAUCAAGGCGACGGGGGCGGUGAACGGGAGACCCAGCGGAAACUGAAGGAAGCGUUCAGCGAGUUCUACAAGAACAGGCCCAAGGAAAUAGGCAAGGAGUUCCGUCGCAUGCAGACCAUGUGGAAGGCUUGAUUACAAUGGAAACAUACUCUGGACAUCAUGGCAACCAACAUAUGCAGAUACUCCGACACCGACUUUUGCAUCAUAAGGAACCGGCAUCUGCAUCAAUUGUACCAUUGGCAAUUAACAUAAACUCUUUGCAACAGAUAUAUAUUCCUGUGGUGACCGACAUUUGCACCCUCGGCAACAAACACUUGUUCCAUCAGAAAUAUAUGCACACUUAGCAAUCAUAAGUUUGCUUCCAAGGGACCGAUUUUUGCACCAUAGAAAUCGAAAUAUGCACCAAUGGGAGAUGUGCAUAAUGAGGCCAAGCAAUUUUAUUUCUCGGAAUAGACAUAGCUAACCGGUGGCUGGUGAAGAUGGACAUACAAAAUCGUUGAACUUUUGUAGAUGGUAUUAUUAAAGCUGUUAUAAAACCAUGUUCAUUUCAAUCACAUUAUUAUUUUUGUUAUUUCAAUUUCAUUGUGUGUUUAUGCUUUCAUUUGGCAAGGAACAUCAAUAAAUAAAUUAAUAAAGUAAUCCCAUUCAUACACAUACAGAUGUCAAUAAUCAAGCAUUAAUGAAUGGUGUGUGCUAUUAUUGUGUGUACCACUCUGUAUUUUAUU
Mya arenaria is the source of this 3899-nucleotide messenger RNA. RefSeq lists its product as uncharacterized. Bases 1060 to 3306 code for a protein of 748 amino acids. Lineage: Eukaryota; Metazoa; Mollusca; Bivalvia; Myida; Myidae. The record is from RefSeq and is a predicted model, not a curated record. The transcript is spliced from 9 exons.